Messenger RNA from Synchiropus splendidus (mandarinfish), 3775 nucleotides. It is a transcript of the gene tnip1, whose product is annotated as TNFAIP3 interacting protein 1. Gene Ontology annotation, biological process: cellular response to lipopolysaccharide; regulation of transcription by RNA polymerase II; negative regulation of canonical NF-kappaB signal transduction. The transcript is spliced from 18 exons. The coding region runs from base 198 to 2246 and encodes 682 amino acids. NCBI's taxonomy places the organism in Eukaryota, Metazoa, Chordata, Actinopteri, Syngnathiformes, Callionymidae. The record is from RefSeq and is a predicted model, not a curated record.
AAUGUCGCCGUUUGCCUAUGACAUCGAUAAAGACGUUAACCGUCGCGAAAUAACAGCCGCUUCCUGUCUCGCUCUUGUCAUCUGCUGUGAGCUAGCCGACGGCUAACCAGGAUGUUGCUAGUUAUUUGCAUGACAACAAGGAAAACUCGAGUUCUUCAACCGCGCAAGCUUCUAGGACCAUGGGCAAAAAGUGAGCAAUGGCUAUGGAAGGAAAAGGUCCGUACCGAAUAUACGAUCCAGGCGGUACUGAUGUCAAGACAAGAGAUGAGAUGGCAGGUGGAACCAGUUAUCGCCAGCUUCUGGAGGAGAACGGAUUGUUGAGGGAGAGGAUGAAAGGUCUCAAGAGCCUAGGUGAUUUGCUGGAGGAGUCUCAGUCGGAGGCGUCAAGGCUUCGGCAGCGGGUGGAAGAGCUCGUGAGAGACAAUGAGGCCCUAAAGUCGUCCAGUUUUGCUGCCAGUCUGUGUGCGGCAGGGGCCUGCCAAUCUGAGAUGCAAAGUAGACUCUGCUUGCACCCAGCUGCCGAACAGAAGGAGGAGCAAAUGAGCUGCUUAGGGAAGACCCUUCAGCCGGAGAAACCCAACGAGGCCUUAAAUGAGUUGGAGGUUGGAAACUCGCAGGGGAAGACAUCAGAUGCUUUGACGGCCCGGUCUGUAGUAAUUCCCCUCUUGCCUCAGGAGAACAACGAGCUCGCCAGCCAGUUAAAGAAAUUGGAAAGCUCCUUCAGCAUAUUUGCUGAAGAGUCCAAUCCAAACCAGCUGUUGGCGCAUCUGGGUCGAAUGGCCGUGGAGUUUCACCAUCUUUCCUCAAAGGUGCAGAAGAAUGAACAGCGGACCUCCCUUCUACAGACUCUCUGUGAGCAGCUCAGACAGGAGAACAAUGAGCUGCGAAAGAAAAUGGAAGAGGAUCAUCACAUAAGGAAUCGUGACUUGGAACAGCUGAGACAAGAGAAUCAGAAACUAAAAGAGCUGGUCACAGGAGGCGCAGCAACAGUCACAGCAUCAGCUGCAGCGUCAGACUCUGAAACUACAGACACCAAAGAAGAGCCAGUUAAGGAGGAAUCCGCUGCUGUACGACCCAAGAUGGACGUCACCACCCCACAGAAGAGUGGGAAAGCUUCAGAGAAAACACCAACCAAACAUUGUGAUCCAGAGGUUUAUGAGAAGAAAAUCAAACUUUUAGAGAAGCAGAGAAAAGAUGUGCUGGAGGUGAACAAGCAGUGGGACAUUCAGUGGAAUUCAAUGAAGACCCAGUUUGAACAGAAGAUCACAGACCUCAGACAACGGCUCGCUGAGUCCCAAAAGACUGUGCUCGAACUAGAAGCAGAGCGAGAGCAGAGGCAGCGGGACUAUGAUAAGAAACUUCUGCUGGCCAAGUCCAAAAUUGAAAAUGUACAGGGGGAGAAGGAAUGCUUAAACUCUGAGACCACAGAGCUGAAACAGAAAAUUCGCUACCUGCAGGACCAGCUGCUGCCACUCAGCAAACAAAGAGAGUACCAGGAGAAGGAAAUCCAACGCCUCAACAGGGCUUUAGAAGAAGCCCUGAACCUGCAGUCCACGUCCUCGUCCCAGCAACCGCCUGGCCAGGCUAACUUCACUGAGGCAGCCCAUAAUCUGAAGAAACAAGAACUUCUCACGCAAAUAGCAGUGUUGAAAGAGCAGGUGAAGAUCUUUGAGGAAGACUUUAGAAAAGAAAGGAGUGACCGGGAGCGGAUGAAUGAGGAGAAGGAAGACCUGAGACGACAAGUCGAGAGGCUUCAGGGUCAAAUUACUAACUUGACAAAUCAGCUCCAUCAGGCACAAAACGAGUGUCAGAGAGAACGAACGGAGAGAUGUAAACUGGAAAGACUUCAGAUGCAACACCACAAGCAGGGGCAGCAGCAGGAAAGGCGUACCUCAGACCCCACAUCAGGCUCAGUGAACGGCCCGCUGAGUCCUCCCUACUGUGGUCCCUUUGUGCAGGUGGGACAGCAGGGCCUUGAGGGCUGGCCCGUACACUUCCCUCCCCGGAUGCCCAAUGCAGCGGCCGCAGCGGCACCGCCCCCUGUACGAGACUUCCAGCCUAUUAACCCGGGUUUCCCUUGGCAGUCAUCAUUCCCACAACCCAGAGGGGCCAGAGCUGUUGGAGAGAGUUCCCGGCCGCCACCUGAGAAUGCAGACCAAUCAUCAUCGGCGGCGGCUGCAGCGGCAGCCACGUCAGCGGGAUUCGGCAAAAGGGAGCGACAGAAUAUUGACCCCGGAAAGCACUAAAGCAUCACACGCCUCAUGGAAACUAGGUAGUAGCAUGAAAUUGGUUUGUUUUGAUUUGAAAAGGUGUGAUUUUACCUAUAAUUUUCCUACUGAACUGUAGAUAUGAUUGUAAUGUUGUUUAUACUUGCGUUUUAUAAGGCUUUGUGAAACACUUCGCUAUUUGCUAAAUAUAUAUAAAUAUAUAUACACACACACACACAAAUAUUACUUUGAUUUUUCUUUACCAUAAAAUGAAGUCAUUUUUUUUCGAUGGGUUGGAAUUCUUCAUUUUCCUUUCUUCAAAUGAAAUUCUGAUGCUCCACGGCUGCAAGCCCUCUGCCAGGGUUGCAGGACGCCCCACCCCCCAAUCGAAAGCUCGUCCGCUCAUUCCAGCAGCGAAUGGCUGGGUGAGUCCCGCCGCAGCGUCGGACUCCUCCGUGCCAUUGCUGCUCGAGAAAUGUCCCUUAUGUGUAAUCGUUGAAAAGUGGUUGUCGAAAUACGAAAUUUUGAGAAUUGAAUCUUGAUGGUAUCACGCCACAAACAUACUGGUGAUUAUUUAUUUAUAUCCUGCUGUUUUUGAUAGUUGCAUUGACUCAGUGUAAUUCAUUCAGUGAUGCUGUUCUAUGUUGUUAGUGUAUCCCAAUAUAUCGUAGCUCUGACAUUGUACGUUUGUGUCCGACACCAUGCACACAGCAUUUGCAAUCUUUCUUUCUUCUCUCUCGCUCCACCACGAUGGACCUAAUCUCAUUAAACACUGCACUUUGACUUGAUUUCCGUUUGAUUUGACCACUCAGUCGUAGUUGUCCUGUCGCUGCACUCCUUCUCACAGAUGGGCUGCCAACGUGUCGCUGGCUACAUUCACACGCACGUACUCGUUUCAAGAAUCGGAUUGUAGUCUUUAAAGUGGGUUUAAAGUUAAAGGCACCAAAUGAACAUUGCCUCAACCUGUUUGCUGGCAGGACCUUAUUUUAUGGCCAUGUUCUUCCACCACAGCUGUGUGGUUUUGCUUUGUAAGCUGUAGUUUUUCAGAAACUACUACAUCAAAGUAUUAAACUUAAGAACCUUGAGUUAUGUCCUAGACAACAUGUACAUUGAAGUAAUCCUCAUAAUUGGAGGGUUUUUUUUAAACUGACUGGUGUCGUGUGAAUGUAGCCAAAGCUGUUUAACGCCAGCUCUCUGCUGCACUUGAUAUCAAACUUCCAUGUUUCCCCGAAGCUGCAUGGAGAGGUGGAACGACAGGAACAACCAAUCAUUAAUGACCAAAUAAACUGUAGUUAAAACCACUCCAGCGAAAGGUGCGAGGGAAGUACCAGACCACACACACACACACACACACACACACACACGUGUAGUAUCUGUCACUAGCAGAACAAUUGCUUCCUGAAAUGCAACAUUGGUGGGACUGCACUUAGUACAUUGUGUUCGACUGGCAGUUGUGUUUGGUUCAUGAGCAGCCAUUUCUUCUGUUCAGCUGUAGGCAAGAAGCACAUGUGAGACUUUUUGUAUUUGACUGGCUUAAUAAAUCUCUUCUAAAUGUUUCACAAUCUUAA